AUGCGAGAGCUCAGAGAGUAUCUGCAGGAUGUGGACCCACAGAACGAGUUCUUCGAAGUUUCGGACCGGAUUUGUCAGGAGAGCGUUGGUCGGACAAUGCUGGAGUUGCGGAAGAUACUUAAGAAGACGCGUGGUCUCGACAGCGAGUCACUGGAAGUGACUGACUGUAGUCCUCUGACACGCGCGCAGGUCGACGAACUGCGCGGAAGCCUGUCGAAAGAAUGGCUAUCGAUGCUGGACAAACUAUGCGUCCAGAGUGGGGGCUUGAUUGCCGAAACAAGCCCCGGUGGCAAGUCGAUGGGCUUAGGCGGGUUAGCUGCAUUGAUGCUGUGCCGUCGGGCGGGUUCCGAAGCGUCAGGCGCUCCCCUACAGACCCGGGGGGAAGUGCUGGGUGAGGCUUUGGGUUUAAAUGCCGCGAUCACCAUGACCGAUAAUAAGACUGCAAGCAGUCUGAGCUUGUCCGGUCUCGUCUCAAAGGUCAUCGAGAACACGACGAACCUAAUUUACGAUACCAGCACAAGCGCACAUUAUAACGCGACCAGCGUGAGCAGCAUCGCCGGUAACUUUAGCACCGGAGUCGAUGUGACCACAACGACUGAAGCUUUGCAGAAGACGACCAAGGGCGAUGGCACCAUCACGCCGAGUGAAUCGAGCCCUUUUCACAUGGCCGCCUCGAGCGAUUCGAGCCUUUUGGACCUCGUCUCAAGGGUUGCCUCCAAAGCGUCGGAGCGAAUUUUCGAGAAUCCUUCGACCCCCCGCUAUGAUGCACCUACCGGGAAUGCCGCCUUCGAUGACCUGUCCACCGAAAUCGCUGUGAGCAUAACUACGGAAGCGUUGCUGAAUGGUACGAUGAUCGGCGAUGGAAGCACGCGCAUGGAAGCUCCGUUUUCGAAGAAUGCUUCUGGUGUGCCUCGUUCAACCGGGGCCCAUUAUACCCCCUUUAGGUCCGACAUCUUCCCGCAUCGUCAGGAUCCAAGAAAAGGACCGGACACCUCCACGACUGUGGCAUCUCGUGUGCGUCCGUUGAGAACGCGCAGGAAGCGCCCUGUCUCGAACAAGACUUCUGAUGUGCCUGGCUCCGCCCCCGUUCAUUACACCCCCUUUGAGCCCGCAGUCUUCCGGCAACAUGAUCGGGAUCCAAGACAAUGGUCGGAGACCUCCAUGACUAUGGCUUCUCGUAUGCCUGGUUCCACCGCCGCUUAUUACACCCCCUCUAAGCCCGGAGCCUUCCGGCAACAUGAUCGGGAUCCAAGACAAGGCUUGUCUAUAGAGUUGAUCAACAAGUUCAGUCGGUUCAAAAAGACGAUGGCGCUGGCCGAAUUGGAUCAGCUCUGGACCGUGUGUCCAUCCACGUGUCACAAAGUGGUCAAGCCUGGAUUUGACCGGUAUCCGUGUGAUGGCGGCAGUGGAGUAAUGCGUUGUCGUGGUACAACUCUCCAAGGCGACUCCGCCUGCUAUCGUUUCGGCGGUCCAUGGGGAUACGACUUCUUUGCAGUCAGGAACGCGAUUACAACUUAUCUGGGUAGAGGAAAAUGCAAGGUGUCGUGUGAUGGCCCAGAGCAAGGCUUCCGCAAUUUGUGGGAGCAGACCGAGAAGAAUUUACCGGGGAUUCCUGGCUACCCUGAAGGGAAUUUCCUGAAGUAUACAGCCGAACCUUCUGUUGCGAACAUGAGUGAUUUCAAAGUGAUGCUGGACACAAGUUAUCCUAUCACACGCGAGUGCUCGGGGUGGUGUGUCCGUUGUCCUGGCCUUGUCAAAAACUGUUUAUGUGCCUUCACAAAAAUCAGUUGUCUUGCCACGGCUCGUAGGGACGGCUCACCACAGCGGAUUGAUCUGGUUGGAUAUAAGACGAGGACACAUGACCUAAUUAAUCUCCUAACUCUUUUCAACACCAAGGAUGAAGAUCUCUAUAACGCCCAUAAUUGCAAGGUGGAAUGCCGCAAAAUGCCCCCGGAUAUUGACGCAGCUUCUGAAGCAGGAGUGGAGAUGCAAUUUAUCGAGACCGAGCCUGCAGAUGAUGGCUCUCCGUUGAAAGAGACGCUGAGCAGAAGGGAGUUGGCCGCACUCCAGGCAGAGGGAUGCUCAGUGCUAACGAAUGGAUGGAAACGUGUAGAAAGCAUCGGCGAAGUUCCAUGUCCGGGUAACGAUGGACUGCUAAAAUGUUGGUAUUCAAGUUUUGCAACGCGCGGACUAUGUAAUCGGAAUGGCAUGUUGGGCCUGUGCGUACCUUUCGAACCCAGUUGCCAUCGGUUUGGUCCUCAAUGGGCGGAUGCCUAUGCGGUCCUGGAUGCGGGUAAACGAUAUCUUCCUGGUUUGAAACAUUGUAGUGUGUUCUGCUAUCCAAACGAAAUCACCUCUAAUCGUUUGUGGGAGGAAGCCCGUACCUAUUUGCGCCACGCACCUGGUUACGAGAGACUGUGGCCGUCAUACAAUGAAUUAUCCGAAUUGCCACACUUCCGAGAUGCUAUCACCGUUCAGCAUCCCACCCAGAAACGGGACGUGCUAGAUUGUGAUCCAGAUAACUGCACCGUUACUAGCGACCGGGUCUGUCGUAUAGCGCGUGUCAGCUGCGAAAUCGAACAGAGCGGGAGUCAAGAGAGCCGGUCGGCGGAAUCCAUCAAGUUCAACACGCGCCUACAGGACGCAUUUAGAACGCUAUCUAUCCCCAAUGCUAAUGCCAAGGACAACAAACGCUUCAAGAACAAAAAAUGCACCUUCGAGUGCUACGGCGAACUGUGGCCGUGUUACCAACUCAGACCAUCGAAAAAGAAAAGGCCCCCACGCGGAGGUAUGUUUUUUCGAUGUUUCGGACAGCAUUCGAAUCGGGAGCUGAAUUGUUUAUGA
Gregarina niphandrodes is the source of this 2844-nucleotide messenger RNA. RefSeq lists its product as hypothetical. The record is from RefSeq and is a predicted model, not a curated record. The transcript has 2 exons. Lineage: Eukaryota; Apicomplexa; Conoidasida; Eugregarinorida; Gregarinidae. Bases 1 to 2844 code for a protein of 947 amino acids.